Branchiostoma floridae (Florida lancelet) is the source of this 1935-nucleotide messenger RNA. RefSeq lists its product as uncharacterized. NCBI's taxonomy places the organism in Eukaryota, Metazoa, Chordata, Leptocardii, Amphioxiformes, Branchiostomatidae. The transcript is spliced from 8 exons. Bases 206 to 1435 code for a protein of 409 amino acids. The record is from RefSeq and is a predicted model, not a curated record.
UAUUUGGGUAUUUUUAUUGUGAUCAAUGUUCACAUUCACGUUAUGAGGCGUUGACAAGAUUUCGCGGGAAAAAGCAAAUCUUUCAAUGACAGAAAUUUUCAGACGAUAGAAGAACUGUCUGACCGAAGAGCUCGGAUUUUGAGAGUUUCAUCGACGGAAGCCAUUCAGCUGACAGCAGGGGUGUAAGUUAGGUUUAAGAGGAAGCAUGAAGACCAGAAGCAGGCAAGGAUCUGCUGUGCAGGCUGUGUUAACCAUAGCAACAAGAGGCAGGAUUACAUUCUCUCCACCAGUCAAGAAGGAGGAACAGCCACUCCAGCCUCCUCCCCAAGCAGCCCAACCUCCAGCAUCAGAGGAUGCAGGGAGCAUCGGUCAGCGGUUGAGGAAGAAAAGAAAUGACAAAGCAGAAAUACCGGCAGAGGUUAAUAUGGAAGAUGCGCAGAAAGUGAACAACACGAAGGCAACAAGCAAGAGGGAACAGCAACCUGCUGUGCAGAAAGUGGACAGCACAAAGACAGUAUCUGGGAGAGAAGUGCAGCCAGGUAUGCAGAAAGAGGAGGGUGGCAAAGGUGGGAUGAAAACAUCAGGCAACAGGAAGCGGAAAGUUGAAGAUGAAGACUGGGAGGAUUCUGGGAUGGAGACGGAUGACUCGGUCUCCGGAUGGGAGGACACCUCGGGUGUGGUGGGAACGAUGCCAACUCUCCGCCAGGUGAGGUUCCCUCCACCACCUCCUGGAGAGUCUGAGGAGGACAAGAAGAAGAGAGAGGAGAUGGAGGAGGCAGAGAGGAAGAAGGCCUGGGCUGAGUGGCAGUUUGCUGCGGCUACGGAGAGGAACCGGAUUCGUGCCGAGCAUGACAGGAAGGCGGUACAACGGGAGCUUAUGCACCGCAGAUGGCUAAAAAGUCUAAGUAAGAAGGAGCGGAAGAAAUAUGAAAGGACUGCCAAGAACAAGGAAAGCCUGAGAGCUAUGCGUGAUGAGAGGUCUUUGUUGGAGCUGCAGUCUGACCUUGUCUCUGCUCUGCAGGUUGGUCACAUUGAUGUCCCAGCUGCUGUUUCUGUGCUGAAGAAGAUGCGGGACAUUGUGUUCACCCAGAGACUGCUGACCAACCAGCCGACAAUUGUCUACACACUUCAUAAAGUGCGUGAGUUUGCAGGGAGUCGGCAGGUUCAGAAGCUGGCGCAUCGCCUGUACUUGUCCUGCAGGAUUCCCUUCAUGGUGUAUGAGGGAGAAUCUUUCAUCCAGGCAUUUGAAAGGGGUCGGCAAGAUCUGCUGGAGAGAGAUGCCAGAAACCUGGAGGAGGAGCUGGCUAGAAAAGCAGAAAGAGCAAUAAGGAAAAUGAAGGAAGCUGAAGACCAGGUGGUACCUGGGGAAGAGAAACUCCCCCUCCCAAACCCAGCAGAGACCUGGGACACAGAAGCCGUGGUACCAGGACAGUAACCUUAACUGUAGUCUGUAUAAUGCAAAUUCCACUGUCCAGGGCUGUAUCUGUGUUGGCAAUGUUGGGCAUGCUGUAUAGAAGCGUGAUUAAAUCAGGCUACCUGAACUGAGACCCAAGGCACAGAAGCUAUGGUGAGGACCUGAACUAACUCAUUGCUUCAGGUUCUGUUCUGUUCUGUUCACUUGUACAGGGACUUACACAAGGUGUUUAAUGACACAUAAGAUAUACAAAACUUAUGGGAUGACAGUACAUGUGAAUCUGGAGAGACGUUGUUUUGAUGAUAGUUUAAUGCAGUGUUAGAACGUUGAAAUAGCCAUGAUUAUUGUCAGCUUCCCACUUUACAUAGUCUAUGCCUUAGUAGUGUAUAUAUAUAUAUAUAUAUCCUCCAGUUGAGUAUGAUAAACAAACUGGUGCCACUGUUUUACAUUCACUGUUGGCACUGCUUAAUUGCAGGCAGAUUCCUGAAUGUGUAAUGAAAUUAAAAAACAGUUCUGAUUUA